AUGCACGUCUAUGUCUUGUGUAUGAUGAAUAAUAUGGCGCGGUGAUUCUGCUGUUUUCAGCCGACCAGGAAAUUCUUCUGUUGUCCGGUUUCGUAAUUGUAUUCGCAAAUAAAUAAUAGGAGUUUUGUUAUUUUAUUACCUUUUAAAUUGUGGGAUAUUUAGAAUACAUUUACAAGAUGAAAAUUACGGUUACUACUUUAUCCGAUGAUAUAUUUGUGUUAGAUGUUAGUGAAGAUCUAGAAUUAGAAAAUUUCAAGGCAUUUUGUGAAGUGGAAUCAGGAUAUCCAGCUCCAGAAAUUGUUAUUGCACACAACGGCAUGCCACUGUUAGAUGACAAGAAGUCACUGAAAGAUCAUGGCAUUCGGGACGGUGAUGUAGUGAUUUUACAGCAUAUGCUGAGUUCAGGUUCCAACAUCAGUUUUGCAGCUGCUAAUCAAGGUCUUCCAAUGCUUGACUUCAGUGGCAUUCAGGUUCCUGGGUCUUCAGGCUCAUUGCCAAGCCAUACAGUACCAGGUGCAAGAGCACAAGAAGAAGAUCCGAAGUUAAUCAGAGAUAUGUUCUUGGCCAAUCCAAAUCAGCUUGCCCUCUUGAAACAGAACAAUCCUCGCUUGGCUGAUGCUUUGCUGUCUGGCAACCUUGAUGAAUUUGCAACAGUACUCAGGGAGCAGGUUGAAUCACGUGCAGAAAGACAAAGACAAAGAAUUAGAAUGAUGAAUGCUCAUCCCUUUGACACAGAAGCUCAACGACUAAUUGCGGAAGAGAUCCGUCAGAAAAACAUUGAAGCAAAUAUGGAAGCAGCUAUGGAAUAUAAUCCAGAGACAUUUGGAACGGUUGUCAUGCUGUAUAUUAACUGUCAUGUUAAUGGUUUUCCUGUUAAAGCGUUUAUUGACUCAGGUGCCCAGACGACGAUAAUGUCAGCAGCUUGUGCUGAACGUUGUCACAUCAUGCGCCUAGUGGACACACGCUGGGCUGGAAUUGCCAAGGGUGUAGGUGUUCAAAAAAUCAUUGGACGCAUCCACAUGGUGCAGAUACAGAUUGAGAAGGACUAUUUGACAACGUCAUUCUCAGUUUUGGAGGAGCAACCAAUGGACAUGCUGCUCGGCCUUGACAUGCUGAAGAGGCAUCAGUGCUCAAUAGAUCUUAAAAAGAAUGUUCUGCGAAUUGGGACAACUGACACGGAGACCCCAUUUCUGUCAGAGAGGGAGCUUCCUGAAUGUGCCCGUCUGUCAAGUCAGAGCGAGGAUGAUGUCAUCGGACAGUCGGUUCGUGAAGCAGAAGAGAGGGAUUUGGCUCGUGCUCUUCAGAACAGUCGAGAAUCGGCGGCUGUUGCUACCAGCAGCAGCAGCAGUAGCCUGAGUUCAAUGCCUCGUGACCCAUCCAUUCUCAUACUGCCAACAGACAACUUUGGUGAAAAUGAAGUACGGGAAUUGGUCAGUCUGGGUUUCACACGUGAGCAGGUAAUUGCAGAAUUGAGACGGUUUCGAGGUGAUAAGACCCAAGCGACGGCAGCUCUAUUUGCCAAGGCACUCAAAUUUUGAUUUCACAUCACACUGAGGAUUGAAGUCUCUAAGAGUCGCUGAAUACUGAUACAUGUGGGUAAAACAGACACACCAAAUAAAGUGUCUGUCUCUCUCUUUCUCUCUCUGUGUGACGCUAGGGAGUGAUGUCACUGAACCAAAGGAACUGUAGGUUGCAUAUUUUAAGAAACUGGACUUCCACUAGUCCAGCAUAUCACCUGGGAGUUUAUCACAGUUAUGUUUUAUACUAUAUUAUUUUUAUGCAACAGGUAAUCAAAACUGUUUUACUACUUUGUCUUCCACACUAGUCAACAUACAUGAGCUACACAUAGUGCACCACAUCUGUCAGUGUUGUGACAGUCUGUGUAUGACAUCGUUCUGGUGUAUUGCUUUAUUCUCACCUCUUUCAUUUAUGGCUAUAAAGAACAUGUACUACUGAGCAGACACAUUGCGUGGAUGCUUGAUGUUUAUGUUCAGGAGGUGUUGGUUUUAUUUUUAUUUGGUAAGACCAACCUUUAAUAUAUGUAUAAUUAGGAAAAAGGGGUCAUUCAAAAUAAAAUAUGAAAUAUAUACACCAAAUUUUCUUGUGCUCAAAUCUACAGAACUUUAAAUGGACUACAAUCUAGACCAGCAGUUCUUAAGAGAAGUUGGUAUAAAGUUUUAAGGAUGUGAUACAUUUUAAAUGUGAAAGUGAUAUAUUUGACAAAUUUCUACCCUGUCCAUGCUACUGCAGUGUCUGAAGAAUUGUUUUGUCUCAAAAUUGUGAACAAGAAAAUAUUCCAAUGGUUCUAUUUUGUAUUGUCAUUACUCUGCUGUGAUGCAUUUCUUAUCUUAUUACAGUGUGCAGAGUGCACCGUAAGUGGCACACAUGCAGUUCUUAUGGACAGAACUGACAUGCAUUCAUUUCUGAGCUUUCUUUUGUUAUUUUGUGAAUACAGAGUAAAAAUAAUUAUUCCUCUUAAAACUUAUCUUCAGCAAAUAAACUAUUGAGUGAAUAAACAGACAUAUGUUAGUGACAGUUUAUUCUUUCAUUGUUAUUAUAAACUGACUUAGAGUGGAUUGCAUAGAAUCAUUUCUUUGGCAUUGCUAAAGCUUUUUGCUAGUAUCAGAAUUCUUGAGUUUCUUCCAUCUCACAUGUUUAGAUCUUGCAUUCUGGUUCUUUUGCACCAUGCCCACACAAGGUUAUCCUCAGUAUAGUGAGUGUUGACAGAUACUGGAUUCUUUAGAGUAAUGACAUCCUCAAUAGAGUGAAACACAUGCUUAUGACUGUGACAGGAUUUAUACCACUGUGCAUGAGAAUGGUGUCACACAAGUUACCCAGAUCUGAGUUGGGUAAAGAAGAAAUCAUCGCAGAAUAUUUUGCCAACAUUGUCAGACAUGAUAUAGACUCGUGAUGGUAAUAGUGGUGCUCAGUUUUGUUCAGUUGCACUGCGUAAAGGUUUGGUUCUUGAUAUACUCACAAGACAGAAGCUGCUGUACACAAGUAAGUAAAAAAUAAAAUAAUGUUUUUGCUGGGUGUCAUUCUUUGGGAAGAGUAAUGUCUCACUGCUACACAUUGUCUUAAUGUGAUAUUUAUUUCUUUAUUAUAAUGUACAGAAUAGAAACUUAAUUUCAACAUUGUUUUUUGCAGUUAUGUACAGUAAUUGCAUUCAUUUCUCUCUCUUUCUCUCUAAAAGCAUGUUUGUUGCUAUUCUCAUGCUUUGUUUUAACCUAAACAUCAAAACAUACAGUGCACCACCACAUGUGCGACUUAGAUGAGUUUGCUGAAACAAAUUGUGUACCAGUAUCUGUACUGGUGGAACUGUUCAUGCUACUAAAGAAACAAAUAUAAGCAUAUAUAAAGAAUGAGGAUAAGAAAGGCAUUUAGUAAGCAUCUAACUCUAAAAUUAUGUGAAUUGCUGGUGUAGAUUGUGAAACAUCUAAGCUGAUGCCAUUUGUAAAAAAGAUUGGUAACACAGGAACAAAAAAAUAUGUUUUUUCACCUUUAUUUAGUGUACAUUUGUACUGAAAUGUUACAUGAAUGUGUACAGUCAUUUCAGGUUGAUUUGGUUGUUAGAAUUUUGUAUGGCGUGGAAUGUGUUCUACAAUGGAGAAGUGCAGUUUGAACUGGAAAUGCAGGAUUAUAUGAAAUGUUCAUACUUCUAAUGGAAGAUGAGUAUUAAUUGUAUUAUAAAACAAAAGUUGUUGUAUUUUCUGUUGUACAUAAACUCCUCCAAAUAUGAACUGAGUAAUUCUUUAUGAUUUGCCCUGCCAGUUACAAUAUCCUGUAUCUCUUCAUCUUUGUUCUUUCGUGGUUCCUAUCUCAGACAGUAAUGACACCAGCGAUGUUUAGACAAACUGUUUGGGUUACUGAGUUUCCUGUCUGACUACUCUUUCCAUUCAGCAUUAUCAUUUAUGUUAUUGGUUGCAGAGAGACAGAUGGCACAGACUUCAUGGAGACAGCUGCAGUGUCUUGAGGAAAAUAUUGGUUUAGGAUAGUGUCAGAUAGUGGUGGAAGGCAUGCAUUCAUACCCAGCUUGAUGUUCAGACCUUAACAGGUAGAAGGUAGAACAGCUGAAAGGUAGAAGGAAAUAAAUAUUUUUAAGUCCAUUUCUUACAACUCUUUCAGUAAAUCAAAAAUGUAUAUUACAAGGCCAAUUUUAAGGAUUAAAUUCAUUCUUUCAUUUAUUAAUUUAUUCAUUCCAGGGUUGCUUAAUGAUAUUGUAUCAAGUAUAGAGUAUAUUUAGCAUCAAGCAAAGGUGGAGAUUUCCAUGGCUGGUGAAGAUGCGUGAAAGUAUGAAUGAAGCAUUGACCCACUUUCAGAGGGAUAUCUGACUUUCACUCGGAGAUACUGAGGAAAACCACGAAAAGGAAUGUGAGAAUAGAUACUUGAAAUAGUAACCUCCCAAAUACAGGACAUAUAUGUUGGUACUGAGCUAACCUGCUGCCUCAGGAAUUUUAAGAAGGGUCUAUCUCCAACAGUCCAUUAAUGCUCUCUAGCAUUGUUUUCCAACUGGUGGUCCAUGGACUUCUGCUGGUCUACAGCUUUAUUUAGGCUGAUCAUUAUGCAUUCUUAUGCAUUAGUUCUAUAUGUUUUACCAUACCUGGUAAAAUUUGUUUUAUAACUGUGCCUUGUUUCAUCCCCUUUUAGUAUAUAAAUGGUGUGAUGAACAUGACUAGUUUUUUUAUGAAGUCUCAUUAGGUUAGUGAAUUACAAGUACUUUUCUUUAUGUUAUAUACUUGACAGUGUGGGAGAAAUAAAUUAUUUCAAAUGCUGUCAUGUAUAAUUGAGAAUAAUUAAUGUAUAUUAUUAUUAUUAUUGUGUCUCUUCAAUUGUAAUACAGUCUAAAGGAAUUUAAUUUUAUAUUGUAAAUAAAUAUGUUUAGAUGUGUUUAGUAA
Molecule: messenger RNA, 4895 nt
Organism: Cryptotermes secundus
Lineage: Eukaryota; Metazoa; Arthropoda; Insecta; Blattodea; Kalotermitidae
Gene: rngo
Product: protein DDI1 homolog 2
Exons: 7
Coding region: 177-1538 (453 amino acids)
Biological process (GO): proteolysis
Molecular function (GO): protein binding; aspartic-type endopeptidase activity
Source: RefSeq, a predicted model, not a curated record